CCUGUUCUCCUGUUAGCCUCAGUUAGCUUCAUGUGUUUCCUGGGAUCAGAGCAGGAGACAGGCUGGAGCUAACUGAGGCUAACAGGGAACAGGGUUUAGUGUGGAGACUGUGUCCUGGGAUCAGAGCAGGAGACAGGCUGGAGCUAACUGAGGCUAUCAGGGAACAAGGUUUAGUGUGGAGACUGUGUCCUGGAGUCUCUGACGGAGGAGACUCAGACAGCUCCUGCACCCCAGGGAUUCACUGAAGUUGUUGGUUUGAUUUGAAUAGUUUCAAAGAUGCAGACUGUGAGACACAGAGCUUGGAUUUAAUAACUGGACUUCCUGUUCCCCGGUCCGGAGCUCCUGUUUCCCCGCGGAGGUGCUGCUGAUCCCUGGUCCGGAGCUCCUGUUCCCCGGUCCGGAGCUUCUGUUUCCCCACGGAGGUGCUGCUGAUUCCUGGUCCGGAGCUUCUGUUCCCCGGUCCGGAGCUCCUGUUUCCCCGCGGAGGUGCUGCUGAUCCCCAGUCCUGAGCUCCUGUUUCCCCGCGGAGGUGCUGCUGAUCCACGGUCCGGAGCUCCUGAUCCCGCUGCUGCCGUCCCUAAACACACGGACACUCACGGUAGCAUGGAGUCUGGUUCUCAGUACUCAGAGGCAAGCAGCGUCCGGCAUGUGAUGCAGAGAGACGGUCAUCAGAGAGACGGUCAUCAGAGAGACGGGGAGAGCAGCAGGCUGCUGGGGGUUUUCCUCUCAGGAGGGGCUCCUUGGGGCUUCACUCUCAGAGGAGGACUGGAGCAUCGAGAGCCUCUGAUCAUCACCAAGGUGGAAGAGGACAGCAAGGCGGCCGCUGUGAGUCUGCAGGUCGGAGACGAGCUGGACAUUAACGAGAUUCCUCUGAGCGGCUUCAGACAGGAAGCCAUCUGCCCUGGUGAAGGGGUCGCACGGAGCCUCAGCCUGGUGGUGAAGAGGAGGAACCAGCAAAUCAGCCGGCCUCACUCCUGGCACUCCACCAAGUUCAACGAGAGCCAAUCAGAGACUGCCAAACCUCAGGCUCCACCCACACAGGUGUGGCACACCAUAAAUGAUGCAAGCUCCUCCUCAGACCUGUCCUCUGGUUGGGAUCAUACCCCCCUGCUCAGAAUGUCCGAUCAGUUCAGUUCCCACGGCAGCAUGGACAGUUUAGACCAGGUCCACCAUCCCACUGGCCAUAUGUCCCCCCCCCCCAGCAGCAUAGAGCAUCUGGGGGGGAAGCAAGACUCUGCCUAUAGCUCCUUCUCCACCAGCUCCGGCACGCCUGACUACAAUCUGUCCAGCAGCAACGCGACCUCCACGGAGAACGUGGUUCAUCAGGUGAGGGAGGUGGGGGGGAGGAACCCAAGGACACCCCCAAGCCUGAGGGAGUGCCACAGGCCAGAGGACAGAUUGGCCUACUUCCAGAUGCCGGGACUCCCCUCUGCACAGACUGAAGACCCGGCUGUGUUCCGGCACUCAACCUCCAGCAGAACAAGCUUAGGGCCAGUGUGGCAUGUUCCAGAGAAAAAGAAGUCCUCCCCGCCCUCCCCCCCCCCUCCCCCCCCUCCGGCUCGCAGCGACAGCUUUGCUGCAACUAAAGUCCAUGAGAGAGGCCUCAUAACCCCCCACCCUGAAGGUCCAGAACCACACAAGGCUUCCACUGAGAGUCGCCGCAGUCACAACCCACCUUCAUCUGAAGCUCCGAACCAAAACCAGAACCAGUGUAGCUCCAAAAGGCAACCCCCCCAUCAGAGACACCCCAGUGACAAGAGCACUUUCUACCCUAAGACCUGGACUGAUUCCGUCCCAAAGCCUCAGACAGCAGGGGGGUCAUACUGCAGCAUGCAGGACCUGAACACCAACAGUUCUUCACACUGUGGUCAGAACCAGAGCAGGAUCCUCAGCUCCUCUGAACAGACCUCUGACAGCAACAGGUACUACUGCGUCACCAAACAGAAUAAUUCACCCCCUUCAGAAAGGAACCUCAGCAAAGACCCUCCAGCUGUCAGCCUGCAGACCACUGGCCCCCCCGCUGUCAUCCUGCAGACCACCAACCCUGCAGGGAAGUUUCAAGCCCCUCAAAACCCCCCUCGCAGCCAAGACAGUAGCGGAUACAACAUGCUCCAGUCGACCGCAGGGAUAGAACCCAAACCCAGCCCUGCGGACCGGGGCCUGCAAAGUUAUCCUGCAAGCAAACCCUCUGAACAGAGGACCUCUCUGCCCCCACAGGACUCCAGACAUCAGGUUAACAUCAAAAUCUGCCCCCAGGACACUCCCAUGCUUCACUCCCUGUCCAUAGAUUCCGCCAGGCAAACUGAGAAAACAAGAGUCCUGAACCCUGAGGAGUCCAUUGAAGACCAGCAGGUUCGGCGCAGCGAUCGCUUUGCCACCACUCUGAGGAACCAGAUCCAGAUGAGGAGAGCCAAUCUGCAGAAGAGCACCAGCAGCCUUCCUAGUGCCGAGGCUGAAGAGGACCAGGAGGUCUGGAGGACUGAAAGAGACCCUCUGUCCACUGCAGACAGAUCCUUCACCAGCUCCUACAAGGACCAUCUGAAGGAAGCACAAGCCAGGGUGCUCAAGGCCACGUCUUUCAGGAGAAGAGACCUUGGUUUACUAGAGCCCCAUGCAGCUGAGCCCUUACUGAACUACAGGAAGGACGGUCCCCCAUUGACCACAGUUUCUGAGUCUGUGAUGGGAAAAACAUUUGGGAGUCCAGUGACCCGCAUCGGGGGCCGUAAGCGUUUUCCUGCAGAGAAGAAAGUCAGGUCUUUCUCUGAGCCAGACAAAAUCCAUCAAGUUGGGGUGAAGGAAAAUCCUCCUUGCAAUGAAAACUCCUUAAUGGACCACAAGAAGCUCCUCAGUGGGAAACCAGUUCUCCACAGCACCCCUGCAGAAAUCCCCUCUGAGACCAGGGCACAGGGUCUCUGCUGGACCCCUGAACCAGAGGAGGACUCACUGAGAGUCCUGGACCAGGGAGAUCCUGCACAGCAGCCAGUCCUGGAUCUGCAGCGACUUGGCACCUUUGCCGAGUACGAGGCCCGGUGGAACACACAGAACAACGUCCAGGAAACCAGGUCCUCGGGUCGGUACCGAUCAGCAGAGAACAUCCUGGACCCAGAGGAGAGUAGGAAUCAGAUCUGCCUCCACGAAAGGUCCAGAUCCAGUCCUUCAGCCGAAAGAUUCGGGCAGAAGAUUCAAGUUCCUGCUACUCAGUCUGAGACAGAAUAUUCCCGGACCGGGAGCAAAGCUGCUGCAGCAGGGCCCCCUCAGCUGGAGGACCACGCCGAGCUGCCCCCCCCACCCCAGGGACCAGAGGUUUCCCCCUUCCCCUCUUCCCCCCUCAUGGAGGGGCAGCGCCCCCCUUCUCCGGGUUCCCCCCAGAGACUCAGCGAAUGCCCCCCCGCACCCCCCCAGGAGGAAGACCAGGACAGGAGGCAGCGUCUGACAGGAAGUAGACCCUCUGCAGGGACCAGAGUCCCAAUCAGGAUCCUGGAUUCAGGGGGGGGCAGCGAGUGGGACACCUGUCCAUAUCUGCAGCACACUGACCCCCCUGCUGUGGAAGCUCCUGGGGGCCUCGCUGGUCUGGGCUCUGCAAGGCAGGACUCGCUCUGCAGUGCAUUCAGCCGACACACUACCCCCCCCCCGAGGGACCACCAGAACCCCGCCCACAGGGACCACAUGACCUUUGACCCAGAUCACAUGAUCUCCAGCAGUCUGCCGCCAGUGGGCCCACCCUGCAGAGAGGGAAAGACCUCUGGGGGAUGCGUGGGUGAGAACUUUCGGGGAUUAGUGGGGGAGACCCUGGUUUUGUGUGAGGACCAGAGGAGGGAGGCGCUUGCCCGGGUCAUCGUGGGAAAAGAUAAAUCUCUGGCUGAGGUUCUGGAUCGCAGCCACAUGAAGACCACCAUGGACCUGAUGGAGGGCAUUUUCCCUGGGGGGGAACAGCUGCUGGAGGGAGGGAACCAGCGCAGCAAGGUCCCCCCCAAACAGCCUCCGGGCCCCCCCGCUGAGGACAGGGAGCAUGACAGCAUGGCAGCGUCCGUCUCCAUGGUAACAAGCUCUACCUAUUACAGCACAUCCGCUCCUAAAGCUGAGCUCCUCAACAUGAUGAAGGACAUGCAGGAGGAAGACCAGGAAGAGGACAACGAAGAAGAGCUGGAAUCUGAGGAAGAGCUGGACAUUGACCUGGCCGGCAAAAAGCAGCAGCUGAUGCAAAGCCUCAGCAGGAAGCUGUUGGUCCUGCAGGAGGCGCAGCAGAGUCUGCAGGAGGACGUGCAGGACAACAAUGCGUUGGGGGGGACGGUGGAGGCGCAGGUGCAGCAGCUCUGCAAACCCAACGAGCUCGACAAGUUCCGCAUGUUCGUGGGAGAUCUGGACAAGGUGGUGAGUCUACUGCUGUCACUGUCCGGACGCCUCGCCAGGGUGGAAAACGCCAUCAACAGCCUGGAGGAGGACGCCCCCCCCCAUGAGAGGCGCCUGCUGACGGACAAGAGGAACGUACUGAUCCGGCAGCACGAUGACGCCAAGGAACUGAAGGAGAACCUGGACCGGAGGGAGCGUCUGGUCUUUGACAUCCUGUCGAUGCACCUCCCUCACGAUCUCCUCACCGACUACCAGCACUUUGUGAAGAUGAAGUCAGCGCUCCUCAUCGAGCAGCGCAAGCUGGAGGACAAAAUCAAGCUGGGGGAGGAGCAGCUCCGGGGUCUGAAGGAGAGCCUGGAGAACUGGACUUCCUUCUGAGAGAGAGCCUGGAGAACCGGAUCUCCUUCUGAGGGGAGCCUGGAGAACUGGACCUCCUUCUGAGAGAGAGCCUGGAGAACCGGAUCUCCUUCUGAGGGGAGCCUGGAGAACCUGACGUCCCUCUUGAGGGGGGGGGGGGCACCGGACCUCCUUUUGACGGGGAAGAGCCUAAGAGGAACUAUGAAGAGGAGCGGCAACUUGUGUUGUAAUAACGGCUGGUGUCCGGCAGAGGGAGGCAGAGGACUCUUUAGAGACCCUGAAGGACUCUUCCUGCGUCUCCUUCUCCUGCAGCUCCUCCUCCUGUCUCUGAUGACCCUUAUUUUAACUUUUGUCUGUGUUUGUUCUUGUGGUUUCAGAGAAAGGGGAAAAGGAGCUCCAGACUUUAAGUGAUUCUUCAGUCAGAGUAAACUGGAUGUGUUUAUAUACCGUGAGAACAUUUCUGUAGCGUCCAGCGUUUCCACAUUACGACACUGGAAACAGGACCAGGUGUCCCUGAAUGCACCUCCUGCAGGUCCCUGAAUGCACCACCUGCAGUUUACUUUGAUUCCACUCAGUAAUUUAUUGUAGCCUGUUGGAUCCGAGCAGGAGGGACAGUUUCCUCACACCAUUUUAUUCCCCCCCCUGCUAACAGGAGGUUAAGAUGGCGGACGUGAAAGCACUUAUUGGGCUUCAGUGAACAGAACAGAGCUCUUCACAUUCAGACCUUCAGACCCUGCAGAUCUGGACUCAAGUGAAGUCCUUCUGAAGUGCCUGUCGGGGGGAGAAGGGGGGGGAUUCCUGUGUUUUGAAAUUGUUUUGCUCACAUUGCAGAUGUUACACAUUGCUACGUGAUACAUUUCAAUACUAGAUGUUUUUGAUUUAAAUCCCCCCCCGUGUUUCCCAAAAUGCAUCACUGCUGCUGCUCCUUAUUUCAAAAUAAAAGCUUCUGUUGAAACA
Eleginops maclovinus (Patagonian blennie) is the source of this 5664-nucleotide messenger RNA. RefSeq names its product protein Shroom2-like. Gene Ontology annotation, cellular component: adherens junction; cortical actin cytoskeleton; apical plasma membrane. NCBI's taxonomy places the organism in Eukaryota, Metazoa, Chordata, Actinopteri, Perciformes, Eleginopidae. Gene Ontology annotation, molecular function: actin filament binding. The record is from RefSeq and is a predicted model, not a curated record. Gene Ontology annotation, biological process: actin filament organization.